Molecule: messenger RNA, 1914 nt
Organism: Pelmatolapia mariae (spotted tilapia)
Lineage: Eukaryota; Metazoa; Chordata; Actinopteri; Cichliformes; Cichlidae
Product: vesicular inhibitory amino acid transporter-like
Exons: 9
Coding region: 1-1914 (637 amino acids)
Biological process (GO): amino acid transmembrane transport
Cellular component (GO): vacuolar membrane
Molecular function (GO): L-amino acid transmembrane transporter activity
Source: RefSeq, a predicted model, not a curated record
AUGGGCUCUCUUCACUGGGCUCGUGGGCCUGAGCAGCCCUGGAGUGCUGCUGGGUCUCUGUGGGGAUGGGCUAUGUCGAGGCUGCACCUGGACCGAACAACAAGGUUCUUUCAAGGAGAUGAGGAGAUGCUGGUUUUGACCCAGAGUGAUGAGUUAAACCGAAGUUACUGUGAGGACACGUCAUCAAGAGAAGACAGACACAAAGAUGAGCCCUCUAUAGCAGCUCAUAACGGAGCCACCAGCCCCUUAGGAUGGGAAAGCCCAGCCUUUAAAGAAACCAGGGCUACUGUAAUCUCCACUGGAACCAAGACCUUCACCAUAACUUCCGCUGUCUCUACUGAAGACCCCUUUUGGUUGGAAAAUACCAGAAGCUAUGAAAAAGACAAAAGAUUAUCUGGGAUGCAAGGUGAAAAGAUGGGAAGCGAGAGUUGGGAGAAUCAAGGUUCCAGCCAGAACCGGGGGAACAAGAAGAAGUCCAUCAGACCAUCUGGGUUUCCUAGAGGGAAAGUGGUAAAAUGGAGAGUUUCAGGAGGUAUAGAGAAGAAUCAAGAGGGGGAGAAAACCGUAGAAGGGACGUCUCAGCUCUGUACACGCCUUGAAAAACAGAGUGGGAGCAUGAGUUUGGUUACUUCAGUUCAGAGCCCCGAAACCUGCACCCUGGGUCUGAACCCCUCUCCCACCAUCACAGCCUGGGAGGCCGGCUGGAACAUCACCAAUGCUAUACAGGGUAUCUUUGUGCUGGGUUUGCCCUUCGCCCUGGUGCAGUCAGGUUAUGUGGGUCUGGUCCUGUUGGUUCUUUCAGCGUGGGUCUGUAACCACACAGGAAGGACUCUGGUGUCUUGUUUAUAUGAAGAAGAAAUAAGUGGUGGGUCUGGGUCAGUUUCAAAGGUCCGGGUCCGAACCAGCUAUCAGGACAUUAUGGAGGCCUGCUGCAAAGGACUGUGGCCGAAUUGGUCUGGAGUUGGAGGUCUGAUGGUAAAUGUAGCUCAGGUCAUUGAACUUUUGAUGACCUGUACCCUCUAUCUACUCGUCUCUACAAGCCUGUUGUUUGACAGUUUGUCCUGGGUGGCUGUUCCUCGAUCAGUGUGUUCACUCGUGUCUCUGGUGUUUCUUCUGCCCUGCCUGCUUCUGACUGAUCUCAGACCAGUUUCCACUCUCAGCCUCCUCUGUUCCCUGGCUCACAUACUUAUCAGCCUAUUGGUCAUGCUGUACUGUUUGAGUUGCGCCAGCAGCUGGUCUUGGUCCUCUCUGUCUCUCUCUGUGGAUCCAGAGGACUUCCUCGUUUCCGUCGGUGUCAUCAUCUUCUCCUAUACCUCGCAGAUCUUCCUCCCUCCUCUAGAGGGUAGUAUGGAAGACAGGGGGCAGUUUAAUGUCAUGCUGGGGUGGACCCAUGGAGCAGCUUGCAUCAUGAAAACUAUGUUUUCCCUAAUGGCGGUGUUAACCUGGGGACCAGAAACCAGUGAGGUCAUCACAGACAAUCUACCCUCUGACCUACGACCUCUAGUCAAUUUGUGCCUGCUGGCUAAAGCCCAACUGUCCUACCCUCUGCCAUUCUAUGCUGCUGCUGAAAUACUGCAAACAUGUGUGCUCAGAGAUGCUGCCAUGUCGUCUUACUCCAAACACCGAGGUCAAGCUGUAUCUCGUCCUGCACUUGUGGUCCGCGGCGCCUUGUUGAUGACAUCAUACUUGCUGGCUUUGCUGGUGCCCAGGUUCUCCCUGUUGAUGGGUCUGACAGGGAGCGUGACCGGGGCGGCAAUGACACUCAUACUGCCGUGUUUAUUUCACCUUAGACUGCAGUGGAGCCGCCUUACUGUGAAGGACCGACUGAUAGAUGUGGGUAUUCUGAGCCUGGGGGUCAUCUGUAGUGUGUCUGGUGUGAUUUGUUCAGUGAAAAGGCUACUGGAAGGCCUAUAG